Messenger RNA from Setaria italica (foxtail millet), 2828 nucleotides. Its product is annotated as phosphatidylinositol 4-kinase gamma 5. The record is from RefSeq and is a predicted model, not a curated record. Lineage: Eukaryota; Viridiplantae; Streptophyta; Magnoliopsida; Poales; Poaceae. The transcript is spliced from 2 exons. Bases 499 to 2472 code for a protein of 657 amino acids.
AGAUCAGCGAGGGCGGCCGGCCGGCAGCGGGGCUAUAAGAGGGCGCCGGCCGCGGGCGCCUCGCCUCUCUUUUUAACCACGGCUAUGAGUUUGGCGCGUCCCCUGGGGUGGACGGCGAGUUGAGCCUGUGACUGGGGACAGCGCCGGCCAAUCUCGGCCGUCGGCUCGGCGGAGGUGAGGCCUCGGUCGGCCGCUCGUGGGUCUCCUUCGCCCCCCGCCGGAACAAGCUGCUCCUCCCUCAUCGCCGCCACCCCCGCGCGGCCCGGCCGGCCUGAACGGAUCUAUGCCAGUUAUUUGUGUAAUGAGUAGCACUCAGUAUUAGCUGUCACAGCAGCUUAAUGUGUACUUGGACAUGCUAAGCCAUCAGUAAUUAGAAAAUUUCCGACUGGCAUAAGUUGGAGAACUUAGUUUCUCUCCCUUUUGUUGCCAGCUCAACUAGUGCUUGCCAGGGUACACGAGAGGAGGUAGCUAUUACCGACAGUUUCUUCAUAGCAUUAUAUGCCUUGGAACACUGACAGUCCUGUUAAGACACACAUGGCUGUUGCAGUUCUGGAUCACAGCUUGAGCACUGAUUACCCCUCAAAGAACAUAAGUGAGGGGAGACCCCUUAGCUGGAAGCGUGUGUUUGUUCAAACCGACAAUGGUUCUGUUCUGGGCAUUGAACUAGAGCCAGGAGAAAAUGCACACACUGUAAAAAAGAAGAUGCAGAUAGCCCUUAAUGUAUCCACUGAGGAAAGCUCACUGACAUUUGGUGAUCAAGUUUUGAACAAUGACCUCAGCUAUGUUCGGAAUGACUCACCAUUGCUGCUCACCAGAAAUCAUAUGCAUAGAAGCUACUCCACACCUUGCCUCUCCCCCAAAGGAAAAGAAGGUCAGCAGUGCGAUCGAAGUAAAGUUAUUGAAAUCCUGGGAUGCUCAAGCCCUUCUGCUGCAAUGAAGCAGUUGGUUAAGGAUAUCAUCAAGGGAAUUACCAAUGGUGUUGACCCAGUAGCUGUUAGUGGUGGCAUGGGAGGUGCCUACUAUUUUGGGGAUAUCUUGGGCCAACGUGUUGCAAUUGUUAAACCAACUGAUGAGGAACCUUUUGCUCCAAAUAAUCCUAAAGGUUUUGUGGGGAAGACUCUUGGGCAGCCAGGCCUCAAAAGAUCGGUACGGGUUGGUGAGACAGGGUUCCGAGAGGUCGCUGCAUACCUCCUUGAUCACAAGAGUUUCGCAAAUGUUCCUCUUACUAUGUUAGUCAAAGUUACCCACAGUGUGUUUCAUGUGAAUGAAGAUGUUAACUGCAAAAAUAAGACUAGCAAGAAUAUAUCACAGGCUCAUAGCAAGAUUGCCUCGUUGCAGCAGUUCAUUCCACAUGACUAUGAUGCUAGUGACCAUGGAACCUCGAGCUUUCCUGUUUCUUGCAUUCACAGGAUUGGCAUACUUGAUAUCAGAAUAUUCAACACAGAUAGACAUGGUGGAAAUCUUCUGGUCAGAAAGCUUGGCAAUGAAUCUGGUCGAUUUGAAGCGCAUGCAGAACUCAUUCCUAUUGAUCAUGGUCUCUGUCUUCCAGAAAGUCUGGAAGAUCCUUACUUUGAGUGGAUUCACUGGCCACAUGCAUCUAUUCCUUUCUCCGAGGAAGAACUUGAGUACAUCAGAAAUCUGGACCCUGUAAAGGAUGCUGAAAUGCUUCGCAUGGAGCUGCCCAUGAUUCAUGAGGCGAGUCUUAGGGUGCUGGUCCUCUCGACAACAUUUCUGAAGGAAGCUGCAGCUUAUGGCCUCUGCUUGUCUGAGAUAGGGGACAUGAUGAGCAGGCAGUUCACUGGGAAAGAAGAGGAGCCAAGUGCACUUGAAGUUCUGUGUAUGGAAGCAAGGAACUGGGUUAAGGAAAGAGAAUUACUUCUACCAGAAGCUGACUUUGAAGAAGAAGAUGACGACGAUGAUGAUUGUGACCCAGACUUCACCCAGUUCGAUCUUGACUCAGGAGAUGAUGCAGCUACAUGCGGAGCAUCUUUUUUCAACAAGUAUGGGUCUAUUGGGGUAAGUUGCAGGAACCCACUUUCAAAAUUAACCGAGGGCAAUGAGGACAACGAAGAGGAAGAUAGAAAUGAGGUGAGCCAGGAUGAUGUCGAUGCUUGCACCAGUCCAGUUCCUAAAUGUACUCAUUCCACCUCAAAAUUGCCAGUCUCUCUGAAGGGGCUUUGCUUUAGUGGAAACAGCAAGCGCCGCAACGGUGUUCCAAAGAAUAGGGUGAGUGCUAAAACUGACUAUUGUAGUGGCUAUCAUAGUGAGUAUCAGUCUGCAGGUUGGAGUGCCAACGAGAUGCUGCCUCCCAGCUCAAGUUUUGUGAAGCUGUCAGACUUGAGUGCCAUUGAAUGGAGUGCAUUUCUUGAAAAGUUCCAGGAGUUGCUCCCAAGCAUGUUCCAUGACAGGAAGCAAACUUCGGCCUGCGGCCCAUGGUUGACGCAGAGGCUGGGCACCUCUUGCCAGUUUUGAUGACAACAGAGGUAUGCUUUGAAGGUAACGUAGGCCAUACCUGGGGUAUGCACCAGCCAGUGUGUUUGAUCAUGGUGUCAGCUACGGGUCGUCUAGUACCGGCCUACUGGUAGGUGUAUUGAGAAUAAGGCCGUGUCAGAUAUUUUUGUUUCCAGCAGAAUACUGUGGCGUCUGUGCAUAGGUUUAACUUAUGGGUGGUUCAUUGUUAUUUCUGUAUGUGUGUCCGGUGAUAUUGGACAUGAUAUGUGUUGUUAUGAGGGAGUGUGAUGGCAUUCUCAGUUCUUGGCUAUUGUCAUCGUAAAUAAUGUGGACAGUUAUCAUGAGAAAGCAUUUAGAUAAUACUGUGUACAUACAUA